AUGGUGAAGAUCCAAAUGAAACUGGGAAAAUAGAUUAGUCACCAAACAAGCUGGGCAAGCAAAUAUUUGAUGUUAGUGCAGAUGAGAAUAGAGUUUAGUCAGAAGAAAACAAUUUUGACUCCAAUAUUCUUAACUAGGACUACUAAAGCGUUCAGAAAAACUUAAUUAACUAAGAUCAUGAUAAUGUGGUUAACUCAGUAAUAAUUCAAAACAAAAGUCAAAGAUAGUCGAUCAUUGAAAAGAAGAAGAAUAUCCAAAUACUAUACUAAAGACUAAAUCUUCAACAGCAUCAAAUGA
This is a messenger RNA of Stylonychia lemnae, 297 nucleotides long. The record is from the annotation of a GenBank genome assembly. Lineage: Eukaryota; Ciliophora; Spirotrichea; Sporadotrichida; Oxytrichidae.